ACUUUAUUAUCUUUUUCCACUUUUUUCCAAUAUCUAUAUUUCCUAUUUUAGACAAUUUCACAAAAUCACAAUCACUGCAUUUUUACACUUUACUUUGUCAUUUCCUCUCUUCCUUCGAUUUCAACCCAGAAAAACCCAUUUUCUGACCCAUUUUUUCUCAAAUUUUGAUGAUGAUGGAACCCAUAAACAAGCUAUCAACGGGUGGAUCUAACCCAAAUGUUGUCACAAUCAAAGAGGAGGAGGACGAAGAAGAAGAAGAAGUUAUGGUGGUGCCAAAACCAUUACAGAGUUUACAAGAAAAUGGACCUCCUCCAUUUCUGAAUAAGACGUUUGAAAUGGUUGAAGACCCUAGAACUGAUCCAAUCGUUUCAUGGAGUACUACUUUUGAUAGUUUCAUUGUUUGGGAUCCUUAUAAACUCUCCAUUGAUUUGCUUCCCAAGUAUUUUAAACAUUCUAAUUUUUCUAGCUUCGUCCGUCAACUUAAUACUUAUGGUUUCAGAAAAGUCCAUCUUGAUCGAUGGGAGUUUGCGAAUUCUGGGUUUCAAAAGGGGAAGAAGCAUUUGUUAAAGACAGUUAAGAGAAGAAACCAUACUUCAAACAACAUCAAUUCUAUACCAUUACUCCAAAAAGAGGCUGAAUUACUAAAUCUAAAGAAAGAACAGGAAGCACUGAAAGUUGAAAUCCUUGAUCUGAAGCAACAACAACAGGAUUCGGACACAACUUUAGCUGCAAUGGGCGAACGUAUAAAAUCUGCUGAAUGGAAGCAAAAGCAGAUCAUUUUACUCAUUGCAAAGGCAAUGAAAAGAACUGCCUCAUUCCAGCAGCUGCUCCAAAGCUACAAGCAGAAAAAAGAUCUGAGUAUUGAACACUUAUGUAAGAAACGUCGAUUGACUGCAAAUGACAGUACUAAUACAAUGAUGAACACAUUUCCGGAAAAGGGUAUUGCUCCGAAUUCUGUUCCGUGCCAUAAGGAGAACGUGCGCCUUUCUGAGUCGGAGCACAUGUUUCUGGGCUCUCCCAGCACUGAUCUAUGCUCACAGUUGGUGCCAGACGGGGAAUCCAACUUUACAUUGGAGACUAGUUCUGAUUUGUGUUCCGGAAACUACAUAAUUUGGGAAAAGUUGAUGGAAGAUGAUGUGAUAUGCGAGGACAAGCGUAAAGAGGAUGCAGCAAUGGGUGUUGAUCCAAGCAUAUAUGUUCAUGAAUUGGAGGAUUUGAUUGCAAAGCCGACUAGCUUGAUCGGAUUCACAAAUGUGGGCGAAAUAGCUUGUCCAAUAGGGCAGUAGGACAUUGUUUCUGAUCUGGGUUCUUUGAGGAGGUAACAUUGAUGACAGUUGAAUGAUUGUUAUCCAUAUUAUUGGUGGAUGGUGAUUGUAAAUUGUUGUAGAUUUGUAGUCUUAAUCAAAAAACAAAAAACUGUUUGAUGAUGGUUCUUCAUUGGAUUGCAACAUAUCUUGAACUAUCAUAAUAUUGAUAGUACCAUUAAUUCGUCUUUUGGUUACACAACUACAUUGAAUGGGUAUAUCAAAAUAUUGAUAGAUUGAGAAUCAGAUCUUGUAUCAAUUGGAGCAAAUAUGGCCUUUCUCAUGUAAGGUUUUAGAGUCAAUUAUUACCUAGCCAUUUCCUUCCCUCGACCUACCAUGUAAUCAAAUCUUGUCUCAAUUGAAUAUGGAUGUUGGAGAUUAGUUGCUGAGGUGGAUGUGAAUAUCAAGGUAAAGGAACGUGAUAGCAAAGUGAAACAAAUGAAUAAACUGUCUCUGAAGAUGAGGAAAAACCAAGCAAAAAGCACAUAUCAUUUCAUUGCUGGAGUUGGUGAAGGUGGAGAGUGGAGACAUCAUUUUAUUGCUUUCUUUAAUUGGAUACAUUCUAUUUGAAGAUACUUUCAAAAAUCGAAUCAUAAAUCCCAAUUUUACUAACUGCCAGCGAUUUCGUUCUUAAUUUUGUAACACAUUUGUUUUACCCUUUUCAAAUGAUCAACGGUUAGUAAUUGAUAAUUGCAAUUAUUUGCACUUAUUUAUAUCAUUUUAUACUCCUUAAUGACGGUCGUUGUUAGUAAUUUCGUGCUUAUUUGAAGAUUUAUGCUACAUUACUCAUUUUUGUUAUUCAUGUUGAUUUUGAGUGGUUUUGAUUGUUUUAAGCAUAAUUCUCAUGGUUUUAAUGAUGGCGGAGUUCACUAAGGAGAUUUUAGCUCGAGUGAAGAUUUUCUACAAAGAAAAUGAGCAAAAGAGUAUUAUUAAUCCAAAAGUUUUGAGAUAAAAUUUGAUACAUGUCUACUUUUUUUGUCAUAACUUUUGAUAGGAAGAUUGCAUUAAUGCAAGGUUUGUGGCAUUGGAAAGUAGACUUUAAGAGCUUCCAACGGUAUAUUAUAUGCCCAAUUCCAAUAAUCGAGCAAGAAAUGAAGAUCGUUUGAAGUUUACUGAAAUUGUCAGCCAAAAACGCCGACUUGGCUGUGUGGUCGUGGAAGAGGCCGCCAACUAGGCUUUUUCUUCUGGAAUUCGUGCAACCUAUUUUUCAAUACUUUAACUUUGUAUUAUUAUCUUUUAUCUUUAUUUUUAAUUAACUUCUAAGGGUUAAUCUAGAUUUUAAGAAGGAGAAUUAGGUUAAGUCUUUUGUGUAAGGGGGCUCCUUCCUCCUCUCCUCUCUCUCCUUCUUCCUCUAGACUUUAUUUACUCCUUUUCGUUACUUUUACUCUUAAUUUCAUCCUUUAAUUUAGUUUUUCAUUAAGUCUAUCA
Messenger RNA from Amaranthus tricolor (Joseph's coat), 2732 nucleotides. RefSeq names its product heat stress transcription factor A-7a-like. Gene Ontology annotation, cellular component: nucleus. Bases 168 to 1286 code for a protein of 372 amino acids. The transcript has 3 exons. The record is from RefSeq and is a predicted model, not a curated record. Gene Ontology annotation, molecular function: DNA-binding transcription factor activity; RNA polymerase II cis-regulatory region sequence-specific DNA binding. Lineage: Eukaryota; Viridiplantae; Streptophyta; Magnoliopsida; Caryophyllales; Amaranthaceae. Gene Ontology annotation, biological process: regulation of transcription by RNA polymerase II.